Messenger RNA from Trypanosoma theileri, 339 nucleotides. RefSeq lists its product as uncharacterized. The coding region runs from base 1 to 339 and encodes 112 amino acids. The transcript has a single exon. The record is from RefSeq and is a predicted model, not a curated record. NCBI's taxonomy places the organism in Eukaryota, Euglenozoa, Kinetoplastea, Trypanosomatida, Trypanosomatidae.
AUGGGGAGCCCAUCAAGAAAGAAGACGCGAAAGGAAGGACAGGUAUCUAUAACGAAAAAGAAUAUAAAGGCGGAUAAAGAAGAAAUUCAAGCACAUGACGAUGACAUCCUGUAUGCUCUAAAGGUGGAGCCGGAGCCAGAGCAGAAGGAAAUCCGUGACCAGGGUACUGAGGAGUCUAUUUCUACUGACUCCGACACCUCUGACAGCGAAAGCGAACUUCUAGCAGAGGGUGAAAAUCUAACUGGAGCAGCACUGAGGGAUUUUUUGCAGCACAAUUUUCUUGAUUAUAUAGAUAAAAAGAGUUUAUGCUUUACUGAUUUAGAGGAGAUGGAUGUGUAA